Notothenia coriiceps (black rockcod) is the source of this 1999-nucleotide messenger RNA. RefSeq names its product FACT complex subunit SPT16. The record is from RefSeq and is a predicted model, not a curated record. Gene Ontology annotation, biological process: transcription elongation by RNA polymerase II. Lineage: Eukaryota; Metazoa; Chordata; Actinopteri; Perciformes; Nototheniidae. Gene Ontology annotation, molecular function: nucleosome binding. The annotation marks the transcript as partial. Gene Ontology annotation, cellular component: FACT complex. The transcript is spliced from 15 exons.
UAAUUAUACAGAUUGGUGUGUGUGUGUAUGGUUGUGAGUGUGGCAAAUCGCCAAAAUACAUUAUAUUUUAAUAAUUUUGCGUAUUUUUAUCGAUUAAUAAGGGUUUUUGCGUUAUGCUUUUUUUUUUUUUUACAUAAUUAUUUAGAGGAAAAGGCCUCUGGUCGCACACAAAUAUAAUACAAGGGAAGCACCAGCAGCAGCCUAGUAUUGCGUGGAUCUGUGCAGGCGUGGAAAAAGAAAAAGUGCGUUAUUGUUAGUUGAUCAUCCUCAUCCGGCCUGCUGAGAAGCGAAGCCGGGAGCUGGAGUUUGCAACUCAACCAUGGCGGUAAACCUGGAAAAAGAUGCUUACUACCGCCGGAUCAAGAGAUUAUACAUGAACUGGAAGAAAGGAGAAGAUGAGUUUGGAAAAGCUGAUGCCAUUGUGGUGUCUGUAGGAGUGGACGAGGAAAUUGUGUACGCCAAAUCCACAGCCAUACAGACAUGGCUGUUUGGCUACGAGUUGACGGACACCAUCAUGGUGUUUUGCGACACCAAAAUUAUCUUUCUCGCCAGCAAGAAGAAGGUGGAUUUCCUCAAACAGGUGGCUAUAACUAAAGGCAACGAGAACGCCAACGGUGUGCCGCCCAUCACCCUGCUCACCAGAGAAAAGAAUGAAAGCAACAAGGCUAACUUCGACAAGAUGAUCGAGGCGAUCAAAGCCAGCAAAGAGGGAAAGACGGUGGGAAUAUUCAGCAAGGACAAAUUCCCCGGAGAGUACAUGAAGAGCUGGAACGAAACGAUUAGCGCCGAGGGUCUGGAGAAGGUAGACAUCAGCGCUGUGGUUGCGUACACGAUGGCGGUGAAGGAAGACGGAGAGCUGAACCUGAUGAAGAAGGCGGCGUCCAUCACCAGCGAGGUUUACUCCAAGUUCUUCAAGGAGCGCGUCAUGGAGAUCGUUGAUGCCGACGAGAAAGUGCGUCACAGUAAGCUGGCGGAGUCGGUGGAGAAGGCAAUCGAGGAGAAGAAGUACCUGGGGGGUGCAGACCCUUCUACCGUGGAGAUGUGUUACCCCCCCAUCAUCCAGAGCGGAGGAAACUACAGCCUUAAGUUCAGCGUCGUCAGCGACAAGAACCACAUGCACUUCGGUGCCAUCACGUGUGCCAUGGGGAUCCGCUACAAGUCGUACUGCUCCAACCUGGUGCGCACCCUCAUGGUCGACCCCCCCCAGGAGAUGCAGGACAACUACAACUUCCUGCUGCUGGUGGAGGAGGAGCUGCUCAAACACCUCAAACACGGUGUGAAAAUCAGCGACGCCUACAACGCCGCUCAGGACUACGUGAAGAAGGAGAAGUCGGAACUCGUGGCAAAGCUGACCAAAAACCUCGGCUUUGCAAUGGGAAUCGAGUUCAGAGAAGGCUCCUUGGUUCUGAACGCCAAAAACCAAUACAAACUGAAAAAAGGCAUGGUGUUGAGCAUCAGUUUGGGUUUCGCUGACCUCGUGAACAAAGAAGCCAAGAAGGACGAGCAGAAAAAGUACGCCUUGUUUAUCGGCGACACAAUACAGAUCAACGAGGAGGACGCCGCCACGAUACUCACGCCCGUGAAGAAAAAGAUCAAAAAUGUGGGAAUCUUCUUGAAGAACGACGAUGAGGAGGAUGAGGAGGAGGAAGGAGACGAUGCAGAGGAGCUGCUGGGAAAAGGAGCUCGCAGCGCCGCCCUGCUGGCAGACAGGACCAGACUACUUGGGAAGAACGAGAUGACGGCGGAGGAGAAGAGGCGAGCCCACCAGAGGGAGCUGGCCAACAAUUUGAACGAAGAAGCAAAGCGGCGUCUGACGGAGCAGAAAGGAGAGCAGGAGAUUCAGAAGGCCAGGAAGUCCAACGUGUCCUAUAAGAACGUCUCUCAGAUGCCCAGAGAAAAGGACAUCAGAGACAUGAAGAUCUUCAUCGACAAGAAGUACGAGACCGUCGUUAUGCCCGUCUUUGGGAUCGCGACGCCGUUCCACAUCGCCACCAUCAAG